UUUCAGUCUGAUGAUCAGACAGUCAGCAGCAAGACAACAUGGAGGUCAGAGCUCUCUGCAUCAGAAUGUUGUUAACUGUACUGGUGUUGCUGCUGUCUGCACAAGUCCAGCACAGCGACUGUCACAAAGCCGAUGCAUAUUUUCCUCGUAUUGUUCCGUCCAGACUGCAGUUCUUUGAAUACGAGUCUGUCUUUAUAAACUGUGAUGAACUGUCAUUUUUCAAUGAGACUGAAUGGAGAGUGAUGAGGAAGUUUGAUGGCAGGAAAACUAUAUGUAAUGUCAAAUGGGAGAAAACAGGAUCCUGCAACAUUACAUCUACAUUCGCAGGAGACAGCGGAGAAUACUGGUGUCAAGCUGAAGGAAAAACAAGCAGCAUUGUAAACAUUGUAGUGACAGCUGGUUCUGUGAUCCUGGAGAGUCCUGCGUUACCUGUGAUGGAGGGAGAUGAUGUAACUCUGCGCUGCAGAAACAGAAACAAGACGACCUCAAACCUUAAAGCUGAUUUCUAUAAAGAUGGCGUCCUCAUCAGGAGCAGCUCUACAGGAAACGUGACCAUCCGCAAUGUUUCCCAGUCUGAUGAAGGACACUACAAGUGUCACAUCUCUGGAACUAACGAAUCAGCAGAGAGCUGGCUGGCUGUCAGAGUUAGGCGAGUUGGAGAAUCAAACGACACUUUGGUGGCUGUCACAGAUGAUCGUGAGAACCUCUUCACUCAAGUCUACACCCUAAUUUCGAUAGUCAUCGCUGUUUUUCUGCUGCUGCUGUUUUUGAUGGGACUUUGCCAUUGGUACAAAGGUGCUUCAACCUCUCUUGCCUACACUCAAACCUCCUCUCCUCCACAAACAGUGUCUGCAGAGACGGGUGCAAAUGAUAUAAUAUAUGCUGCUGUCACUAUUCCCAGGAAAAACGAUACUAGUGAAGCUCAACUACAACAGGCAACCGAUGUUGAUGUUACUACCCAGGAACCCAAGAACAGAAGAGAUGAGGAUGAAUCCGUGGAGUCAUGUGUCUACCAUACUUUGAGGUUUGUUCCCUCUGAAAGUGCAAAUCCAUGUUAAACAGACUCACUUUUUCUUCUACUGCGGACAAAAGAAGAGGUCACUGAGAGCAGAGACACUUGACUGAAGGAGCGACUCUGUAUGAAAGGAGGAAGUUAUGUAACCACAGUCAGGACUGUUACAUUAAUUCACUGUAGUCGUUUUAAACUGAUGUUGAAAAUGUUGAUGAAAAAUGCCCUGCCUUGGUUCUCACGACUAUCAUCAUCACAAGUCCUUACCUGAACUCUUAAGCCAAUACAAAGCUCUUGUGUCUAUUCUUAUUAUAGUGGAACAGUUUAACCACUUUAUCGGCUUGUUCGCAUGACUCGAAAUGCUGUUAGAGAAACCAAGCUGCUGCAGAGUUUAAAUACGCUCAAUGUGGUUAAUUACCAUCUAACCUCAAGCAGACGCAUUGACUCUGCUGUCUAUAUAAUCACGUGCUAUAAAUGUAUUGAACAUUUCCCAUGAUUGCAUACAAGUGAAUGAAUAACAGUUGCAGUUGUUAUGAUGUUACAUUGGUAAAGGUCAAGUUUUGCAUACCAAAGAUGUUGAGUUUGUAUUUUUGUUUGUCUGUUUAAAAGAUCCAAACACUUACAUGUCAAUAUUAAUAAAAUAAUUUCAAAUGUACAGUA
Molecule: messenger RNA, 1669 nt
Organism: Larimichthys crocea (large yellow croaker)
Lineage: Eukaryota; Metazoa; Chordata; Actinopteri; Sciaenidae
Product: low affinity immunoglobulin gamma Fc region receptor II-like
Exons: 12
Coding region: 39-1058 (339 amino acids)
Biological process (GO): immune response; cell surface receptor signaling pathway
Cellular component (GO): external side of plasma membrane
Molecular function (GO): transmembrane signaling receptor activity
Source: RefSeq, a predicted model, not a curated record